This is a messenger RNA of Malania oleifera, 1602 nucleotides long. Its product is annotated as CASP-like protein 4A3. Bases 420 to 1373 code for a protein of 317 amino acids. The record is from RefSeq and is a predicted model, not a curated record. The transcript is spliced from 3 exons. Lineage: Eukaryota; Viridiplantae; Streptophyta; Magnoliopsida; Santalales; Ximeniaceae.
AUAAAAUUGAGAAUUAUUAAUGAAAUGAUUUGAAAGUGACAAAAAUAGAAUUAGUGGAGGCUGGGUAAAUUGACUUCCCGCACUCCCGACUCCGUAUAUAGGCUGUCACAUCUUCUCACUAAAUACACCACUAAGUACUUGCCACGUCACCAAUAUGAAGCAAAAUAACGACAGCAACUCUCAAAAAUCUUUCCACUCUUCAAAACGUGGCGAAGACCUGUUGGACUCUUUCUCCACCUCACGCCUGCCACGUGGCGAUGGUCCUUGUAACGUAAGACUCACUUUAAUUAAGCUUUUGCUUUCUUUUCUUUCUUGCUUUCUUUAAACCUUCUCCCCCACUUGCUUUCCCAAACAGGCCUUUCCUUCUUUCUUCCUUCAGAGACGACGCAGCGCGACGCGGGGACACACGGAGAGAAGAAAUGCAGACUCGAGAGAACAGAGUGAGAAACAACUCGCUGCCCGACUCAGUGGCUCAGAAAGAGUCACCUCAUUCGCCACUUCGGGCCCACUCCCCCUUCCGAUCCGAUGACCCAGACCCUCCCUUCUCCACGCCGGAAUCCUCUCCGGCCAAGUCCCCCUGCAAGGCCGUCAUCGCACUCGAAAAGCACACCCGCUCUUACGCCCCGGAGCAGCAGGUUCCGGCGGCUCCACCUCCGCAGCCUGCGAAAGCGAACGUGACCGUGACCGCGGCCGCCCCCGCAGCCGUGCCAGAAAAUGCGGCGCCGGAGAAGCCCCAGGAUUUGUCGCGGGUGGUGGUGGUCAACCGCUCGGUGAGAGAGGAGGACAUGGCGGCGACGGUGACGAAGGUGGGGCCUGGCCUAGGAGGAGGCGGUGGGAGGGAGGAUGGAGGUGGUGAGAGGCGAUCGGCGAGGACGGUGACGGCGAUACUGGGGAGAUCGAGGAGGGAGAUUAUGGUAAGGAGGGCGGCUUUAGGGUUUAGGGUUUGCGAGAUGGUGCUUUGCUUAAUUUCCUUCUCGGUCAUGGCUGCCGAUAAGACUCAGGGUUGGAGUGGCGACUCUUUUGAUCGCUACAAGGAGUACAGGUAUUGUUUAUCCGUCACUGUUAUCGCAUUUGUAUAUUCGGGGUUUCAAGCAUAUGAUCUAGCAUACCACUUGAUCACAGGGAAACAUGUGAUCCGCCACCACCUCCGUUGUCACUUCAAUUUCUUCAUGGAUCAGGUAUUGGCAUAUCUUCUGAUAUCUGCAUCAUCAUCAGCAGCCACCCGUGUUGAUGAUUGGCAAUCAAAUUGGGGGAAAGACGAGUUUACAGAGAUGGCCAGUGCAUCAGUUGGGAUGUCCUUCUUGGCCUUUGCUGCCUUCGCGCUGAGCUCCCUCAUUUCUGGUUAUGACCUCUGUACCCGUGACCUGACCUGAUUUUUAAACCAGUCUCCUUUUGAUUUACUAUUUUUUAAAAAUUAAAUCUGUGAUUUAAUGCUGAAAAAAAAUGUUAAUGCCAGUGAGUUCUAAACUUGUACAGGAAAAUACUAUGAUAGAAUCGGCAACCAGUUUUUUUUAAUGCAUCACCAACCCAAUCUCCCUCAUACCUCCAAGCAUUUAGCUUGUUUGUCAUAUUGUAAUGAAAUAAUUCCACUGCCUUCGAUUU